Molecule: messenger RNA, 2633 nt
Organism: Astyanax mexicanus (Mexican tetra)
Lineage: Eukaryota; Metazoa; Chordata; Actinopteri; Characiformes; Acestrorhamphidae
Product: interferon-induced protein 44
Exons: 9
Coding region: 92-1213 (373 amino acids)
Source: RefSeq, a predicted model, not a curated record
AGUAAAAUAGAGACGGAACUGCUGCUGACUCACAACAGCAGCUACAGUUAGCGCACACUCCACACUUCACACGAAUUACACAGCUGCAAACAUGGGUUCUUCUCCAGCCAAACCUGAAUUCAGCACUGUUUUGGCAGAUAAACAUGUAACAUAUGGACAACAGAUUAUGUUACACUGUGUGGCGAACACACCUGAUCUAACUGUAACAUGGAAAAAGGAUGACCACAAAUUGGACUGUGUGGAUGGCAAGCAUUCAAUACGAAAAAUAGGGGCAGAUUGUUACCUCGACAUUUCAAAUGCUACUGAAGGAGAUGAAGGAAAGUACAGCAUACAUCUGGAGAACUCAUCGGGUAGCGACACACGGUCUUGCAUGGUCACUGUUGAGCUUAAAGAAUGGAGAUCAGUCCAGUGGAACCAAGAUCCAAUGAUCAACAAACUGAGGAACUUUCAGAUCAGCAACGAGGGCGUCCGAGAGCUCCACUUCCUUCUGUACGGGCCAGUCGGGGCAGGAAAAUCCAGCAUCAUCAACACCAUCAAAAGCAUUUUCGAAGAACGUCAGUACAUCGAAUGUCUGGCUGCAGCAGAGUCUACUACCAGUCAAACCAUCCAUUUUCAGAAAUUUUCAAUGGCAAAGGAUGGAUCAUUUCCUUUCGCAUUCAGCGACAUCAUGGGUGUGGAAAAAGAGCUUCUUAAAGGGGUGUCCAGUGAAGACAUCAUCAGUGCUUUAAAAGGACAUGUCAAAGAAGGGUACACGUUCAACCCUGUAAUCCCACUCACCGAUCCCAACGAAUAUUACCGGACGAAUCCUGGCCCAAAUGACAAGAUACACUGCCUGAUUAAUGUCAUGCCAGCAGACAAGCUUGCGAUGAUGGCAGAUGACUUCAUCAAAAAAAUGAAGCAAGUCAGAGUAGCGGCAAGCAGGAUGAAUAUCCCUCAAGUGGUUUUCCUGACGAGAAUAGAUCGCACGUGCCAAAUGACCAAAGAAGAUCUGCGCAAAGUCUACAAAAGCAAGAAAAUCAGGGAUAAGAUGCGUGAGUGCAGUAACACUCUUGGAGUCCCAGUAAACUGCAUUUUCCCCGUGUGGAACUAUCAUGAAGAGACCGGAGUCAAUGCAGAGAUAAACUGUCUGAUGCUGAACGCUCUAACACAGAUCAUCCCCUGGGCUAACGACUACAUAGUUAAAAGUCUCAACAACCAGCCACGUUUAGAAUGAGGAGAACUAUAAGGCAGCCAGCAAGAAAAUAAAGUUCAAGAGUUUGAUCUGUUAUGGGGAAAACAACUAAUAAAAAAGAGAAAUUACUUAUUUAAUUACUUAAUAAUAAUGAUGAAUUAUAUUUAGUGAUAAGUGCCCUGCAUAUUUCAGAAUUUCAUGAAAAGCUAUUAUCCGUUAGUGGUAUAUUUAUUAUAAACUGCAGCUACAUUUCCUUCAUCCUUCUGUAUAAAUUUCAAAGGGAAUUUUCAAUGCUUGUUGCAUCAAAUAUUUCAAUAUUUAGUCAUGAAAAUGUUAGGAUAUAAUAAUAAAAUAUCCUCCUGCAUAAAAUAUUUGUUGGAAUAAAAUAAAAAAAUAAAUAGAUUUGGGCUUUAGUGAAACAGGUAUGUUCACCCCUAUACUUUUGUUCACCCCUGACUUUUUGAAAUACACUGCUAGUUUAUUAAAAUACACUCUUUAUACACGCAGUAUCUCCACACAGGUAAGUCUCUGGGCACCGCCAUCUUGAAAUUAAGUCAUGAUGAGCACAAAUGAAUAGGUAAGAUAGGGGAACAGAUUGCAAAAUUUAUUCAGUGUAAAUAGCUGAAUAUUAUAGAGAUACGUAUUUUCAGCAACAGCUUAAAUUCAUGCAUUUCCACAGAAUUAAUUUUGUAAUCUGUUCACCUAUCCUACUUAUUCGUUUUUGUAUGCAGUUGACUUAUCGUAACUUAUUGUGAUCGUAAUUUCAACAUGGUGUUAAUGAUGUAAUAAUAGCAAUUAAUUUUCAUGAGCAACGGUAUGCCCCUAUCAAUAGCAUUGUAAGCCUGUUUGGAGCAUCCGCUAAAACACUGUAUUUUGGAAUGCUGAGGGUGAAUGGAGGUUGGCUAUUCGACAAAAUGUUAUACGACUUGUUAUCUUGUUUUACUACACCUCAAGUCCAUUUCACACCAGAUUUCAGCUUUAAUUUAGUUUUUAUGUUAUGUGGGUAUUCAUUUUGGUUAUUUGUAUUUCACAGUGUCAUGUAUUACAAUAUAAUUCAUAUGUGUUAGCCUGGAUUGUUCUGGUACAAGCAGAGCUAACAAAGCAGUCCCUGAUGGAAAUCAUAGGUAUUGUUGACUUCUCUCCAAAUGUUAAAUUUAUGGUUGUGGCCAAAAAUUUCAAUUUUGAGUUUAAUAACUUUGUUUCAGGCAUGUUGAGGCUUGAGGCUUAUCAUUGUAAUGAUAAUUCUUAUGAUCAGGGUCAUUUAGAUUUAAUAAGAUUUUGUUUCUGCUAGCAUUGUGAUUGUAAAAGGGCAGACACAAUUGUUUGGUAAUAAGCGGCUAAACCAAACCCAAAGCAUGAACAAAAUAAUUUUUUUGUGUUUUUGUGUCAUUCAUAUUCUCUGAAAAAAAUCACAAAUGUAUUUCAACUAAAUAAAAUGAUCCUGCUUUUGUUGGAGCUGUUA